AUGUUAACCAUCUCAAUCAACGGCAACUUGUUUGACCCGGUCAACCAGCUCCAGGAGUUGAUAGAUCUUGGUCUGCACGAUGAAGAUGCCUCCAAGUCAGACUACAUUCUUAUCCACACCUCCCAGCCUUUGACAAACGACCAGUAUGACAAACUGGAGAAUCGUAGUGUCAAAAUCCUGGAAUACGUCUCUGCCAACACGUACCUUUGCAGCUACAAAAACACCGACCUGGAGGAGCGGAUCCGUUCACUACCAUUUGUCUCUUGGGCCAACCCCUAUCUGAACCAGUUCGUAGUUCAGUCGUCGCUCAAAUCGAUGCCCCCUAUUUUCAACCCCAUCUCAGUAUUUACCCCUGUGCCCAAGACCUCUCGCCUCCAUUUAGUUAACAUUGUCGUCCAUCACGACGUCGAUCCAAACAACGAUGCUGUCAAAUUGGCAGUUGCAAUGGCUGCUCGUGCUGACCCAGACUCCCUCGCCGUCUCCGCACGGCAAAUCCGCCUUCAAGUACAGCAGCAGUACCUUGAUGAUGUAGCUGCUGUUGACGCAGUCUAUCUUAUCCAACAAGUACAUCCUUUUAUUCUGUUCAAUAACAAGGCGUGGCAGGUCCUGGGAUGCGACACUAAAAUUGUGGGAGAAGAAACAGAAUACACAGGCGAGGGGCAGGUUGUUGGAAUUGGUGACACUGGUUUCGAUAUUGGUAAAACGGAUGAUACUCAUCAUGCUUUCACCGGUCGUGUUAAGAAGCUUUACUCCCUUGGUAGGCCCAACAAAACUGAUGACCCUGAUGGCCAUGGCACCCACGUUUCAGGGUCCAUCCUAGGCGAUGGCAGUUCAAAAACUAUGGGUGGAAGAAUUGCUGGCGCUGCUCCCAGAGCCUCCCUUGCGCUUCAAUCUGUCCUCGAUACCACGAACGGCCUGGGUGGGAUUCCGGAUGAUUUGGGGGACCUUUUUAUCGUGCCCUACAGAGAAGUAGGUGCACGUGUUCAUACAAAUUCCUGGGGAGCGUCCUCGAUAUUUGGUCAGAUCCCUUAUGACGCUUCUGCGACGCAGGUAGACAAAUUCAUCUGGGAUAAUCUCGACAUGCUCGUUCUUUUUGCUGCUGGUAACGAUGGUGCCGACCGCAACUUUGACGGUGUCAUUGAUCUACAACAAAUUGGAUCACAGGCAGCAGCGAAGAAUUGCCUUACUGUAGGAGCGAGUGAAAAUAACCGUCCCGAGAUCGGAGUCAAGUACGGAUACCGUUGGCCCUCGACCCCUUUCCGCACUGACAAGAUGGCCGAUAAUCCGGCAGGUAUGGCUGCAUUUAGCAGUCGUGGACCUACACGAGAGGGGCGUUACAAGCCUGACGUGGUUGCUCCCGGAACCGCCGUAUUGUCUAGCCUAUCAAGGAAAGCCCAGGCAGAUAACCAAUUCGGGGAAAGCUCAGAUCCUCAGUGGUUUUUUCUUGCCGGUACGAGUAUGGCAACUCCUCUAGUUGCUGGUUGUGCUGCAGUUGUACGCGAGUCCUUGGUUAAGAAUGGCACCGAACAUCCCAGUGCUGCGCUUGUUAAAGCUCUGCUUAUCAACGGCGCUAUGGAGCUCGUUGGACAGUAUAAGCCAAGUGAAGCAGGUCCAUCUCCCAAUAACAAUUCCGGGUUUGGCUUGGUUAAUCUCGUGAACUCCAUUAUUCUACCCAAACAAGAUAACGGUGGUUUCAAAGAAGGCGGGCCCUUGAGCCAGGGCGAGGGCGAAGAUAAUCCAAUCACCAUUACCAUCCCAAAACUUACAAGUGAAUUGGCCGCUGAGGGUUCUACGUUGAAAGUGACACUCGUAUGGUCCGAUCCGCCGGGAGCGGAGCUUCAGAAUGAUUUGGAUCUCAUUGUCAAAUCUUCUGAUGGCCAGGAACGGCACGGGAACAUGGGCGAGGAGGUCGAUUUCGAUAGAGUGAACAACGUCGAACAAGUUACGUGGACUGGUAUUCCUGAGGGAGAGACGCAAAUCAUUGUCCGCGCAUUCCGCAUCACUCGCAGGGAAGCUCCUCAGCCAUACGCAGUUGUUUGGAGCAUCAAUCGACCACUCAAGCCUAAGAAGUGA
Messenger RNA from Paracoccidioides brasiliensis Pb18, 2073 nucleotides. RefSeq lists its product as uncharacterized. The transcript has a single exon. The record is from RefSeq and is a predicted model, not a curated record. Gene Ontology annotation, biological process: proteolysis. Gene Ontology annotation, molecular function: serine-type endopeptidase activity. The coding region runs from base 1 to 2073 and encodes 690 amino acids.